Ictidomys tridecemlineatus (thirteen-lined ground squirrel) is the source of this 6312-nucleotide messenger RNA. Lineage: Eukaryota; Metazoa; Chordata; Mammalia; Rodentia; Sciuridae. The record is from RefSeq and is a predicted model, not a curated record.
CACCGGCACCCGUCGCCCCACCCCUCUCAGAGCCCCGCCGAGGCGGGGCGAACCUUCACCUAUUGCGUGGGGUAGACUCAGCUCCCGCCCCUUUUCGCUCUGCUUUCUCCAAGGCUCUUCACUUGCACCACGUGCCCUUCUGGCCGCUCCCCCAGCGCUCUUUCCAACCGCCUGUUGGAGGCUGCCGUAAAAUGGCGUGAGUGGCGCUGCCGCUUUACGGCUGCCUCUCCCUGAAGUAGAGCCCCGGAGCGCCCACCGCCGUCAGCUGUGUCUUCAGGAGCGUCGGCCCGGAGCAGAGCGGGAGACCCGGUGUGGCACUGCUCUUCCAGCUGUGGUUUCCCCGUUCCGGUCCCUGGCGAUGUGAGCUCGAGGAGCCUGCGGUGCCCCCUGGCCCGGGGGUUGAGGCGGGCGGCAGGUGCCUGUGAGGCGGACGGGUGCUGGGGGACAGCAGGAUGGAGGAGAGCAUGGAGGAGGAAGAGGUACUAAUCUACGAGGCGAUGAUGGACGACCAGAACCAUAACAACUGGGAGGCCGCCGUGGACGGCUUCCGGCAGCCCCCGCCACCCCCGCCGCCUCCGCCGCCCCCCUCGUCGAUGCCAGUCCCCGCUCGAGAGCCUCCGGGGGGCCAGCUGCUGGCCGUGCCCGCCGUCUCCGUGGACAGGAAAGGCCCCAAGGAGGGGCUCCCGCUGGGGCCGGAGGCCAAUGGGGUGAUCAUGAUGCUGAAGAGCUGCGACGCGGCCGCCGUGGCCAAGGCGGCCCCCGCCCCCACCCCCGGCUCCACCAUCAACAUCAACACCUCCACCUCCAAGUUCCGUGAGUCCAGCCUUUCCCCAGCAGCUCGGCUUCUCUCCUCCCCACCCGGACGCCAAGUCCACCCCGCUCCUGGAGCAGCCCCGCUGCCUUUGUUCCAGGCCUGGGUCUCCUCUCCUCCCCUCCCGCCCCCUCCCCCUCGGCUGUGCCCGCGGCCAGCGCCUGAGCGGGCCUGGCUUCUUGUGUUACCUGGCCUAGGGAAGCAGCCUGGUACGUACGCCACCCCAAGUUCUGCCACGAACGCGAUCCUUAUCGCCACUGGCGUCUCUCAGCAUUACUCCUGGUAUUCCCCCAUCUGGAUUGAGUUAAGUGCAUCUUCAUUAACUUGGUUUUUUGUUUGGUUUUACAGUUGUGUGUAUAAGUGUGUAUGCCAGCAACACUCGGAACAGAUGUAUAGUGACCUGAUUAAAAAGAUAACUAAUCACUUAGAGAGAGUUUCAAAGGAGCUGCAGGCCAGCCCUCCAGAUCUCUAUAUUGAAAGAUUUAAUAUAGCUCUUGGACAAUAUAUGGGAGCAUUGCAGAGUAUUGUGCCUCUUUUCAUAUAUAUGAAUAAGUUUUACAUCGAAACCAAGCUUAAUAGAGACUUAAAAGAUGACCUUAUAAAGCUGUUUACGGAACAUGUUGCAGAAAAGCACAUUUACAGCCUGAUGCGUUGCCUGCCCGCUCACAGUAGGUGGCAUCUCAUCCUGCCUUCCCUAAAAGAAUAUCCCUCUCCAACUUUACUUUUAGAAGCCCAGUCAACACCAUUUCAGGUCACACCUUCAACUAUGGCAAAUAUUGUGAAAGGCCUGUAUACUCUCAGACCAGAGUGGGUUCAGAUGGCUCCAACUCUAUUUUCUAAAUUUAUUCCAAACAUUCUCCCUCCGGCAGUGGAAUCUGAACUUUCUGAAUAUGCUGCUCAAGAUCAGAAACUUCAAAGAGAGCUUAUACAGAAUGGUUUCACAAGAGGUGACCAGUCCCGGAAGAGAGCUGGGGAUGAGUUGGCUUACAACAGCUCAUCUGCAUGUGCAAGUUCCAGGGGAUACAGAUAGUGAAUGUGUUGAAUGUACUUUCCUCCCGAGGAGAGGACACACUGGAGCUGCAGAGACUGUGUUCUGAGCACAGCGGGGCCUUCGACACUCAGGAGCUCUGUCACAAGGCUGUUCUUGGGAGAGAAUGCUGGACUUCUUACUUUGGUUUGUAAUUUUAAAAAAAACAAAAAACUAACAAGAAACAAAAACAUGAAAACAGUUGCUGCUAGAGUUGGGGGUGAUUUUGAAAUGGGACAAUCUUUUAAUGAGUUUAUCUACAGAUUCUAUGAGGAACAAGCUUCGGGGAAAUUGACUAUUGCUGAGUGAAAUCUGACAGCCAAAAUCAGCAGCUUCCUCCAAAAAUAUAAGGGCAGAAGAAUCUUUUUUUUUUUUUUUUUUUUUAAAGCACUUGUUUUGUUCAUCUGUGGACUUGGGACUUAACAGCAUAUUGGUUUCACAUGUCAAGAUAUCUUUUGCUUUAAAACCAAGCAAAUGGUUACAAUACAGUGUUUUCACCCAUAACCCAAACAGCUCCUUUAAAAAUAAGAGUUGAUCUUUGUUUAGUAUUAGGAAGUCUUGUUCAAGGAGAAUGCUAACUACUUUCAUUAGAACUUUUCCCUCAUCAGUUCUCAACUUUCUACUCUGUGCCUUGAGCUUUGUGCACUUUGCAACUGUGUGGCAGUGUUGUCAAACUCACAAGUACUUCCUGGAGAAGGUGAUGGUAUUCCAAACCAACCCACUAAGAUGGUGGGUGACUUAUAGGAUGCUAAUUAAGUGGGAGAAUGGAAACGUGUUGCACAUUGGUCAGAUUUCCCCUACUGCACCAGGCGUGUUCAUGUUCGUGUGGGGACCAACUCUUGUAGAGCAUUUGCAUUCCUGCCAUCACCUUACCUGAUUCACCAGCCGCUCUGGCAUGGGCAGCCGUAAUUCAGGGGUGGGCAGCCCUGCAGUACUAAUGCCUCUGCCCCCUUUUAAUAUUGUGGAGAUUGUCCAACAGCAAGAGCUGCUUCCUACGACAUUCUGGGAAGUGAUAGUUAUUAAAACCAAAUAUAAUCCGUGGUGUGGAGUUCCUGAUCCAUUUCAUUUUAAUGGGUGAUAAGUACUUUAAAAAGGUAGAAUCUGUGCUCUGCAUCUUUUAAAUAUUAUAUUUGACAUUUGAGCUCAGUAGGGAAGAAGUUCUGCUCUUUUUUAAGGUCCCCUUCCAGUUGUAGCAAAGCCAUGUUUUCUGUUUCACCAUACCUGCAGGGCUGUUUAGUUGUUCAUAAAAGUCUCUGAAGCUAAUUCUGUUUGGCUUUGAAAGUCAAAUAAAAAUAGAAAGUGUGGCAAGGGGAGAAUAUUUUUCUACUCAUUUUUUCUUAAAUGUAGAUUAAACAUAGCCUUCAUUUUCCUGGGCCUUAUCAGACUGGUCACACUGGUCCUGAUCUGUCCAGAAAACUUGGCAGGGAAAGAAGACACACCUGAUCUGCAAGUUUUUCAUAGAGCUGCCUCUGCCAGUUCAGUAUGUCCUUUUUUGGGGAGUGUCAUGGGUGGAAGAGCUAGAAGUGCGAUACUGGGCACAUGGUAUGUUAUCUAAUAGAAAGUCUUUGAUUUGUAAAAAAUUAUUCUGCAGAGGGGUAAAAUUAAGCGAAGGUUCUCAGAUAUAUUUUUAAGUACUUAUCAUCCAGAAUGGGUGGAUUUUGUGGAGGGCUUUAAUUGGACUCAUUUCACUCUGUUUGCAUCUUAGAUUGUGUAAUGAACACUGAAUUACUGUAAGAACACAUACAGGCCUUCACUAUGACCUGUAUAGCUUGAUUUGCUACACCAGUAACAUUCUAGUGUCAAGAAAGAAUUCCAUUUUAUCAUGAAGCCCAAAUUUUACUUUUCUCAAUGGAGUGCUUUCCGUAGGCUUAUAAAUAUACCUGGAACUGAAGUCUCUCCUGAGUGGCUUUAAUGAUAUUUCUCAAAGGAAUAAAAUUGAAGCAUUUCUUUACACAUGGGUGAAUUCUUCAGUAUCCUGAUAAUGUAACCAAGUGCUUUUUUCUGGGAGAGAGCAUUCAUUUUUGGCCAAGAACAGAACUUUCCCUAAGACAGCACUGUAUUAUGAUGAGAAUUGGCAUUAAUAUCUUAUGUACGAUGUUUUUGCAUUAUAAGUUAAUGGAAAAUACUUUAAUUCCUUUUAUUGUUGUGUAUGUGUUAACAAAAAAGUAGGUGAAGGAACGUCUGCAGAAUUUCGUUUUUCUACUUUUUGCACAAUGGCUGCAGCCAGCUGUGAGUUAAGGUUUGGUACCACAAAGCCAUUAUUGGAAGGCAUACAGGAAGGCUGUGCACAUUCCCCAAGGCAUGUGUCUUGGUGGUUGAACACAUCUUUAGCCCCUUGAAGUAUGUUGCAGUGUAAAAAAAAAAAACCAAAAAAAAAAAAUUACUUUAAGUUGAAAGUGACCUUGCUUAUUAAUUGAAAUUCUUGACAUUUUUUUUUUUUAGUUUGCAGCAUGAAGAAAUACAACUUGGCCCCUUCCAUUUUGUAUUGACUGUGUACGGUUUGCCAGGAAGUAUGUUCUUCUCGUGUUUCCUUGUAUUCUUCUUGCCAGCACAGUGUAUAGUUUUUCCAUGCCAGCUAAAUACUGGCUUUUGUAUCAAAUCAUUGAAAACCCAAAUCAUUGAAGAUAGAAUAUUGUACAUGCUGGUUGAUUGGUUAGACAACACAUGCAGUUGAUUUGGCAAAACUGACUAGUAUGUAUGUACAACCUGAAACUAGAUCCUUAACAAGAAAGCUGGGUCAGUCAUCUUGAGUUAAUAACAUGUAAAAGUAAAUGGAUAAUAAUUAGAGAGUUGUUACUUAUUUUAAAGGUUAGCUUUAAGCCUCAAUAACAGUGUCCUAUCUCUUGACUUCUGUUGUCACUGCUGCACCCUAACCCGACAGGAAUUACUGCUUCAUUUUCUUUGGGGGUAGAAAGCAAAACCUGAUGUCGUGACUCUUAGCCCAAUAGUUCCUAGGCAGAAUCAGUGAAAAGAAGCACCAAACUGUUGUAUGACUCCUGCUUUAUAACUUUCAUGGCAAAGUCACAUUUUUUCCUGUUCCUGUUAAAAAAUUAUAGCAGUUUUCCUCCCUUUCAUUAGAAUGGAAUCUAAUUUUUGGGUGGUGGGAUUACAAAGGAAUGGAUGCCCAUGACCAGGAACAGUGCACACGUCUCCAGUGCUCAGACUUGCCCAGCAGCCCCACUCCCCUUGCUGUAUGUAUCCCAGGCAUUCUGUUGGGUUGCAAAUUUGCACACUUAAAUAAUUCCUCAGGAAGAGUUUGCAUGUGCAUCACCUCGAAAUAUUCUGUACUGACCAAACAAGGAAUUUGAAGGUUUUCAGCACAAAAGGGUAACUUCAGAGUGGUCUGUACAUCUAUUGGCAAAGGUAAUGGUGAUCUGGCAAACCCAAUUGGUUUCUGCAGUUAUAAAGUAAGCAGGAGCAUUUGUACCAUAGUAUUUAAAUAAUCCUCUUGAAUCUCCCUGUAUACAGUAAAUAGCCCUUCCAUAUUUUGUCUUCUUAUUGAGGCAGCCUGUGUUUCCCCCCCCCCAACGCCACCCCGUCUUAUAGCAGUUAAUUAUUUCUGUGGUUAUUAAGAAAGAGGCAUUGCCCUUGAGCUAAAAUUCAAUUGUUCAAUAAGCAGCUAUUAUUAAACUAACUGAGCAUUGUUUUAUGGAUAUACACUAAUCUGAGAUAACAAAAAAUUUACAAUUAAAAAGUAAAACAAAAAAGCCCAAUAAAAAAAAAGGAAAAAAAAGAAAACAAAAAAGCCUUCUUUAGCUAUCCAGCCAUUGUUUGGAUGUUUUGAGUUGAUUUGUGUGUGUGUGUCAUUGAACUUUUAGCUUGGGAUAUUAUGUUUACUUUAAUCCAGUUCUAGACCUCUUAAGGGGACUUUGAAAUUCAAGGUCAGAAUGUGAAUCCUUUGAAACUUAUAAGAAAUUUAGAGGACCUUUUUGGGUGUGAUUACUGUUUUCAAUAAGUUUAUAUAAGAUGAAGUUUAUUUUUAUCAGAAGUUAAAAUGGAAGUCAUAGGAGUUGGUGGAGAAAUAGCUUUCCUAUUACUUUCAUUACUCUGUCAAAAUUUGCCUGAGUUUCUGGCCACCAGAAUAUAUGAAAGGAGCUCUGUUCUUCUCAAGGGAAAUGAUUCCUCUUCUUCCCCUGUAUUGAUUAACUAGUCCCUGGCACCUCCCUCUUCCACUCUCCAAGACCCUAUUUUGAACAUCUCUCCAGAGUCAAGUGGCACAAGUAUAGGUGCUGUUUCUGCUCGUGUUGCUGGGGCAGCUGGGGGAGAAGUCAAGAAAAUGCUAAUCAUAGAUUUAUUCUCAUGGGACUCCAGUAUACAUUGCACCCCUGCUAGUUGGAAAUUAUCUUCCUUUCAGAUUGGACUGCAUUGUUCAGAAAAAUGUUAAUGGAUUACAAAUCUGGAAAAUUUAUAGGAUGACUUUAGGGCUGAGAAUUCUGUGGUUUGGAAAAAAAUAAAUAUUUUGUAUUGAAUCUCA